This is a messenger RNA of Temnothorax curvispinosus, 4210 nucleotides long. RefSeq lists its product as uncharacterized. Gene Ontology annotation, biological process: regulation of transcription by RNA polymerase II. Gene Ontology annotation, cellular component: nucleus. Bases 234 to 3653 code for a protein of 1139 amino acids. NCBI's taxonomy places the organism in Eukaryota, Metazoa, Arthropoda, Insecta, Hymenoptera, Formicidae. Gene Ontology annotation, molecular function: DNA-binding transcription factor activity, RNA polymerase II-specific; sequence-specific DNA binding. The record is from RefSeq and is a predicted model, not a curated record. The transcript is spliced from 20 exons.
GAAGCUGUCGAAGUUUUGCCGCUUGGUACUCCGGCGCGGUUAGGCGAUUAGGUUACGUAUUGUUUGAUUGUUCUGCGAGUCGGCGAAUUUCUGUUGAUGUAUCAAACAUCGACAUUUCUGCCUGCAAGCGGAUGCAACGAUAGUUAGAUUUAUCGUUUGUGAGACGCGACUUUAACAAGUCGGUUUUGAUUCAAUCGCACACCACGUGCUGAUGAUUUUUCACGCAAACAUCUAUGGACAAAAUGCCAAGAGUACGGAUGUACUCGCGCUCUGUCAUAAAUGUUCGUCCAGCCAACAUGACGUUGAAUUUAGAAUGCUCAGAAGAGCCUCUGAACGAAGCUCAGCAGAAGCUAAGAACGAAGCUCAAGGACGAUUCCAAUAGAGUUGCAGUUAUGUUACAAGAAAUGCUUAAAGAUGACGGUAAAUUAGUAUGCCAAGUGGGAAGUGUCAGUGGUUAUCAGUUUAAUACAUUACCUGCAACGCCAACACCUGCUCCAGCAGUAGUUCAGAACAACCCUCAAAUUUUAAAUGUUGCCCAACAAAACAAGAAUUCAGCACCAAUUAAAUUGAAUAUUGGUAACACAAGUGGACCUCAAGGAAAUAUCCAGCUAGUAGUUGAUCACCGUAUGGGAGUUAUUUUGGGAUCUGUUACACAAACCCAAGGCACAGCUACUACAACCACAUCUGCAGCUUCAACCGUGGCACAGCCUCAACAAGAGAAUUAUAAGUACACCAGAUCUGGGCGUAGAACAAAAGUUCUUCAAGUACAACAACCUGAUAUUAUAGAAGAGCCUGCACCCGCACCCGCACCUACAUCCACAGUCACUCGCAUAAAACAAAAGCCUACAGCAACACAGGUUACAUCUAGUAAGGGCCAUGCAGCUACUUCUCAAGGUGUGACAAGUGUCAGAAUAAAGACUGUCACUAAACAGACAAAUCAAUCAAGUGUCAAACCUACAGAACAUACUAGUAUAGGUGGAAUAUCCAUCGGCAAAAAUACAGCCAACGAACAGAUUGACGAAUCCAAAAAGAACCAGCCUGAUAGCAGAGAAUUCACGUUUAACAAAACGACUGGUGGCCGAACUUUCCCCUCCUUAGUGGUGGUAGCAAGACCAAAUUUACGUAAUAAAGACAUUCCAUCGUCAGUUGCACAAAAAGAAAGACAAGCAUUAGAUGCUAAAGUUAAGAACGUGCUCAUGUUUUCUGCCACAAAAUUCGCCGAAUGGUUGAUACAACAGGGCUUAGUAAAAUCGGAACAAUACUGUUUGCAGCACAGUUCGAACUUUCAGAAACCUAAACUCAAGUUAGGAAUGUACAGCGAUCAGGGAACGUUUCCCUAUUCUGGUGGUUACGUUUGGAUAUCCAGUUGCUGUCCCGAUAGAUUCGUCUCCGUCUUUUCCGGUUCUAUUUUCCAGGGAGCUCAUUACACACCCACAGUCUUGUUAAAAUUGAUUUAUCAUUGGGCGUGUCAAACUAACGUGCAGAACGUAAUCUCCUGGGUGAAAGUAUCCAAUAUAUACCUAAAAAACUUUUAUACAAAUCUACGUAGCAUUUGCACAGCGGCAGUAUGGGAUAAGAGUCGUAAGAUGGGCGGUAAAAAUUCAGUGAUACAAGUCGGUGUGAUUAGUUUAGGCACGACAUCGCAAGAUGGACAUUUGCGACAGGUGAAAGUCGAAGUUCUUGGCGUUUUAGAUCCGAGUACAUUGGACAUACGCUUACGUGCCUGUGAACCAAUGCAGGAUGAGGAUAGAUCAUUUAAAAGACGCUUUAAUAAUAUUCUACACCCUUUGAAAGAGUGGGUCCAUACAGACUCGAAAAUAAUGACCGACUUCACUGUCGACAAGAGCACGUUGCAGGAUAUGGGCUAUAACCACGUUGUGCAAUCUGCAUUUUCAGAACAGAACCCUAAAAAUUUCAUGAGCAAUUACCAUAUCAUGGAAUAUCUUAGAAAAAUCGUGCCAAGAAUGUUUCAGAACACAUUAAGUUUACUUAGUAGACAAAUGAUACAACAGUUCUUAGACGAAUUAAUAUGGAGAGAGAUGUAUGGCGCUACAGCGGAACGUGCGUUCGACAAUAUUAUACGACAUAUCGCGGAGCAAACUAAACUCGAUUUCAAUGAUUCUUUGCUAGAUCGCCUAUCGAAGGUAGCUGCUAAUCCAUUUCAAAAAUGGUCUUAUUCCAAUCUAACUAAUACGCCAGUUACAUCAAAAGAUUCAACUCCGGUAACUGACGUAGCAUCAUCCCAGAAAACUUUUGAGGCUGCUACGGCAAGACAAGGCGUGCGCCGAGGAAGGAAAUCCCGAAUUCAUACCGUGACAACUCCAGAACCCGAAGUAAAAAGGGUAGCCGUUGAUUCUAAGCUCAAUAAAGAAAAAGAAGAUAAAAGCGAGAAAGACUCGAAAGAGCAAAUUCAACUCCAAGAAUUAUAUUAUGCCACAAUGGAAGGUGAUAAGAAUCUGAUAUCUAAGGAAACCAGGGCUUCCUUAUAUUUCAAGUGCUUCCUCUGUACGACAGUAAUGAGAUCUAAUACCGAAGUGAUGGAACAUAUGGUUAGUCACGUACCACCGCAAUUGCCAGGUCAAUCGGAAUUGUCGGUAUGCCGAUACUGUUGCACCCCGCUUUCGUCGCAACAUCAAAUGCUUACUCAUGUGUCGGAAACACACAGCAAUUUUGGUCAUUGUGAUAAUGUCAUGGUAGUUUGCGCAAUUUGCGAGGAGAAAUUUGGAAAAAGCAAAUCCUUGAUUGAUCAUUUGUCGUUGAUGCAUUAUCCUUCCGAAAUGCCGUAUAAAUGCGAAAGUUGCGGCUAUCGUACAUCCAGUCAUAAGGACGUCAUAGAUCAUUAUUAUAAAAUCCAUGAAAAGGGCGAAGGAUUGCAAUGCCCGUAUUGCCUUAAAGUAAUACAAUUUGUGAACGAGGGCACCCCGAACGCGUCCAACGUUUACGCUUAUUUGUCGCACAUGCAAAGGCACAUCGUAAGAAGAGAUCAAGGAAAAGGCAACAAGUGUUCAAGAUGCUGUCUCUGGUUCAAUAAAAAGAGUUCUCUAACAUUACAUCAGCGGGAGUUACACGACUGUGUUUCUAAUCCAAAAAAUAAAUAUAUAGAAGCAGUACCUUAUUCUGCCGGCAAUAGUGGCAUAAUGGUCUCCAAAAACAUACCGGAGAUAAUACGAUUUUCUGUGGAUAGUCCACAACCCGAAUUACCACCAGAUGAAAAAAUACAAAAGUGGAGUACCGGACCAGUUAUGGUGAACACUUCCACCAGAUAUUUAUCCUGCCAGGAGUGUGAGGAAGAUAUUGACGAAGAUGAACAUUAUCCAGGCGAGCAGCGUUGUCAACAGUGCCGUUACGUCACGUGCUGUUGGCGCGCAUUCCAAGAACAUCAACAACAAAUUCAUAAUGAACGACCGAAGACCAGUCUGAUCGUGCCAUCUCCUUUAGUUAACAUCCCGUUAGACAAGAAACUACAAUGCUCAUGUGGUUACACGUCGAACGAUGGCAACCGAUUAGCGAAACACUUGAUAAAAUGUAAAAGAUUGUCGGCACAUCCCGUUGAAGAAUCGGCACCAUCUGGUAUGCUCGAUAGUUUAGGAUUAGUUCCGAGAACCGCAUCUGAGGAAUCUGAUGCACACGAGAAAUCCAAUUCACGCAAUUAGAUGCAGCAAACACGAGAAAUGUAAUUGCUAUUGUGAUGAAUGACAGCCUUGGCCAAAAUUAUUAGGCACCCUCGUAAUCAUCAUUAUGCUGUACUGAAUCUACAAUAAUAUCAGGAAAGGCUUCUAUUGUUUAAAAGUUGUUUACUAGAGUGUUCAUUAUUAUUACGAACGCAUUUAUGUUUAUUUUUUAUUUCUUUCAAAAAUAAAUGUUAUUUUCAAAAACUUCAUUUUAGUAGGGUGCCUAAUAAUUUUGGCCAAGGCUUAUUUAUAAAUAGAUAUAGAUGUACGAGAGAUACAUGUAUUAUAUACUUAUGACUUUUAAUCACUUAAUCCUCGGAGAAUACACAGGGUCAAUUUGACCCUUUUUUUUUGCCAGAAAAAUUUUUAGCCAGAAAUAUUAAAAAUAAAAAUACAUUUUUUUCGUAAAUUACUCUUUUCCAAAAGAACACUGGGUCAAUCUGACCCUACACAUACUUUGAUCGUCCACCAUUUUAAAUUGACGGGUGAGAUUAGCUUGAAAAAAUUUCCAGAUGUACUUGGAACAUUGUUAAAUCAAU